AUGGCAUAUGACUGGUACAUUGCCAUCUGCAAGCCACUGCAUUAUGGGAUAAUAAUGAGCAGAAGAGCUUGUGUCCAGAUGGCUGCCUGUGCUUGGACUGCUAGUGUCAUCUACUCUGCACUGCACACUGGGAGCACCUUCAGUCUACCCUUCUGCCACUCAAAUACCAUCAACCAGUUCUUCUGUGAAAUACCCCAGCUGCUCAAGCUCUCCUGCUCUGGCACAUACCACAGAGAGCUGGCAGCCCUUGCCUUCAGUGUGUUUUUAGCUCUAGGCUGUUUUGUUUUCAUCGUUGUGUCGUAUGUUCAGAUCUUCACCGCAGUGUGGAGAAUCCCCUCUGAGCAGGGCCGGCAGAAAGCCUUCUCCACCUGCAUUCCUCACCUGAUUGUCGUCUCCCUGUUUAUCUUCACUGGUGCCUUUGCCUACAUGAAACCCACCUCCUACUUCCCAUCCUCUCUAGAUCUUCUGACAGCUGUUCUAUAUUCUGUGGUUCCUCCAAUGGUAAAUCCAUUCAUCUAUAGCAUGAGGAACAAGGAGAUCAAAUGUGCUGUCAGAAAACUGCUCCAAAGGCAGAUGCUCUCCAAGAACAGGAUGUCCCUUUUUACUUUGUGCGUUUGGUUUACUACUUUGUUUCUUUAG
Molecule: messenger RNA, 639 nt
Organism: Alligator sinensis (Chinese alligator)
Lineage: Eukaryota; Metazoa; Chordata; Crocodylia; Alligatoridae
Product: olfactory receptor 14C36-like
Exons: 1
Coding region: 1-639 (212 amino acids)
Biological process (GO): G protein-coupled receptor signaling pathway
Cellular component (GO): membrane
Molecular function (GO): olfactory receptor activity
Source: RefSeq, a predicted model, not a curated record